AUGGAAAAUCAAACACCACUAAAUACAACAAUACCUCCCCAAACCAUUUCUGCAGAACCUACUCUUGUGUCAACAACUCCACAAAUGAUGACUCAACGUGAUUCAUUUUCUAACGGUGGAAAUCUAAUAUCUCUUAAUGCCUCUUCCCAGAUUCCAUUCAAACUUGCAAAGAAUGGGGUAAGUUAUGCUUCUUGGAAGUCGCAAAUGACCAAUCUUCUCUUCGGUUAUGGACUUCUUGGCUUCGUUGAUGGAACACAUCCAUGCCUGCUGCCAACCGAUCCAGAAUAUAUUUAUUGGACUCGUCAAGAUCGUCUUGUGCUCUUCAGCAUCCAGGCCACGGUUAAUAGCACAAUCAGCCCGACGAUCAACAAUUGCACCACUUUUGCUGAUGCUUGGAACAAAUUGGAAACGAGUUUUGCUAAUCGUUCCAAUACAAGGAUGCUCUCUAUUAUGUCAUCCCUCAUGACAAACAAAAAAGAAGGGAAGACCGUUGCUGCCUAUAUGAGCAGGGUAAAGAACCUCGUUGACGACUUAGCUCUUAUUGGACACCCUCUAAAUGACUCUCAAGUCAUGUCCUAUGCCUUAAAUGGUUUGGGUGACGAGUUUAAAGAACUCACUGCAGCCGUUCGUGUUCGCGACACUCCACUCUCGUUUGAGGACCUCUAUGAUAAAUUACUCGACGAGGAACUGAUUCGUAAUAAUGGAGAAUUAAAGGAUGAAGAAGUACAAAUCACUGCACAAUUCACUCAAAAACAGGCUAUGUAUAAAAAUUGUGGUACUCGCGGAGGACAUCGUGGUGGUAACAAUAGCUCAUCACACAACUCACAUAACACUCCCAGCCACAUGCAUUUUAAUCGCCAACAACAACCUUCUUCUGGACGAGGUAUACGCUCAUCAAAUUUUCAACCACAUUUUUCCUCAUGGAAUUCAAACUCUUAUCAGGGAAAUCAAAGCCAACAUCGCAUUGUUUGUCAACUAUGUGAUAAACCGGGACACAGUGCAAAAACUUGUUACUCUCGUGAACAACCAUCUUCUCAGUUAUCUCGACCGCAUGCAAAUCUAGCUGAACGAGACACAACCCAUAACAAUAAGAAUUGGGUGCUCGAUUCAGGUGCCACGCACCAUAUCACUUCCGAUCUCCAGAAUCUCUCGAUGCACUCAAACUAUGUUGGAAAUGAAGACGUGGUUGUCGGCAAUGGUAAUGAAAUUCCUAUCUCUCAUAUUGGUUCUGGUUCAAUUAAUUCUCAUGGUUCCUCUUUUGCAUUAAACAAUGUUCUGUGUGCUCCAUUAAUAAAGAAGAACUUGAUAUCUGUUUCCCAAUUUUGCAAACAAAAUAAUGUUUCCAUUGAAUUUUUUGCUAACUAUUUUCUUGUGAAGGAUUUGAAUACGAGGGCAUCCUUGGCGAAAGGCCGGAGUAGACAUAACUUGUACGAAUGA
This is a messenger RNA of Erythranthe guttata (spotted monkey flower), 1437 nucleotides long. Lineage: Eukaryota; Viridiplantae; Streptophyta; Magnoliopsida; Lamiales; Phrymaceae. The record is from RefSeq and is a predicted model, not a curated record.